AAUUUCUAAGCUAUAACAAAAAAAAAAAUGCUUAUUCUGGCUGCCCAUACUGAAAAUCCAGUCUAGAAACUGAUAUUUGGACUGUGUCAUUUCUGCCUGUUGUAGCAUCAGCAUUAAUAAAUAUUUCUCAAAUAUAUCCCAAGUGGCAGUUUUGCUGCUGAUGUACAAAGCAGAGUGGAAUUCAUACUGGCAGUGCAGGAUUAUCACUGAAAAAACUGAGCUGCUCAAUUCUGAUUUCUCUUAUGGAAUUAAACGGGGAAUGACAUAACUCAGUAGAGUUAUGCCUUCAUGCUAAAUUGUCAAGAAAAUUGUCAGCCUCUUCAUUCUAAAGAAUAUGCAAUGGAAAUAGAUAAAAGAACAAAACUUCUAACUUGCAUAGCUAAUAUACAAGUAUUUCAACAUACUUGGAGUAUAUGAAGUAUGAAUUUAAUAAUAAUAACAACAGCAGCAACAAUAAUAAUGGAAGGGCAUGUUGCUUUUCACCAAAUUAUUCAGUGGAUGGGUACCUAGAUGGUGAUGAUGAUGAUGAUGAUGAUGAUGAGGCAGGGCAACUAAACCAAAGACCAAAGUUCUUAGACUUGCCUAUGAAGUUGCUUUCAAAAUUAGUAUUAGAAACAGAGUCUUUGUUUGCAUGCCUUUCUUUAACUCCGUUCACAAAAAAGUCUAUUUUUCAAAAUCCCUCCUUUGAUGCCUGCCUUCAGUUUUUUUCUAAACUAAAUUUAUUUGGAACAAACAGAAAUCGCUUAAAAUACAGAUUCAUACAUGUAUUCAUUUCUGUCUUUGUAGAGAAAAUGACCUCUAUAAAAAAUCUGGCCAGGAUUGCAAUCAUUUUAUAUGCCAUAUGCUUUUUUACAAACUCUGAUGGAAGACCAAUGAUGAAAAGAUCAGUGAGUGAGAUGCAACUAAUGCAUAAUCUUGGAGAGCAUAGACACACCAUAGAGAGACAGGACUGGCUUCAGAUGAAACUGCAGGAUGUGCACAGUGCCCUUGAAGAUGCUAGGACCCAGAGACCUCGAAACAAGGAUGAGAUUGUGCUGGGUGAGAUAAGAAGUCGAAGGCUGCUUCCUGAGCAUUUGCGGGCAGCAAUGCAGAAGAAAUCCAUCGAUGUGGACAAAACUUACAUGGAUGUACUCUUUAAAACAAAGCCAUAAUGGAAAAAGUCAGAGCGUUAUAUCUGUCCAAGUAAGCACAUGUCUCUAUACGAUUGAUCAAGUAGGGCAUUUUAUUAUUAUUUAUUCAGACUGCAAUAAGGAUUAAAGGCACCAUUCAAGGUUGUAGCCCUGUUGACCUAGACAUUUCACAACCAAAUAGUAAAAUGUGUUUGCAAAUUCUGGGUAUCUUUUAUAUGGCUAAUGUAUCUUAGAAAUUUCUGGUAUAAAAAAGAAAAAGAAAUCCAAAACAGCAGGAAAGUUGCAGACAUUUAAGACCAGUUCUACUGCUUUUACAUGGACGGUAUUUGUAUGUAAUCACUAGGCCUACUCCUACUGUUAACUAACGCUGAAUAAAUGCAGUAGAACCUGUCUACAGAAUAGGGCGCUAUUUUGCCAAAGGUUAAAUUUUGCUUAACUUUGCACUAAUGAAAAUAUGUAAACUUAAAUCCACAAUUAUUUUUCGAAGACGGCCUAAAAUCAGAUUAACUUUAAUUACAUAGCAAAAGCUGAAUGUUAAGCAUUUAGGAUUAAAGAAUGCAAACAUAAAGUAGGAAGGUGAAGUUUGAGAUGAAAUUACAGUGGGAUAAAAUUAAAACAAAAUCUGUAUGAAAUAGGAGGAUGGAAUUUUGCAAAAUACUGAAAUGAAGGGAAGGUUUCAUUGCCUCCCCCUCUUCCAAAAGAUGAUAACCUAUAAUUAAUAGCAGAAACAGUGGGAGCAGAGAAAUUAGCAUGUGGUUAAGCAUGGCCCCUAACUAUAAAACUGGCAAAUUAUUGUAUAUCAGACAAUUACAAUUGAAACAAAAGUCUUGCAAUAUGUAUUUUUUGUCCCUCAUUUUCACUGUAAACUAUAUCUGAAUUUCUGUAUGUUGUACUCGGCCUCCUGUGUAAAUAUUUCUUUUUUGUGAGACCAGUGGCUCUCAUAAAUAAAAUGCAUUUUUAUAUGCUAUUUUUUUAGAAUUAGGAAUUCAGUUUGCCAAGUCCCCAAAAAUGAGAACCAGGAAUCAGCUUGGGAGAAGAACCAUUAGCUGGUAGGACUAUAACAGAAUCAGACAUAAACAGCAUAAAUAGGGGUGGAAAAAAUUCAAUUAUGAUAAUAAUUUUUAAAAGUAGCAAAUAAAAAAAUAUUUCAAAUGGUAUAUGCACAUCUUCUUAGGACCUUCAAUCAUUUCUGACUAACAAGAAUGUUUUCUCAGUAGGGAUGAUGGUGGUUACCUCCAAAUUUGCCAUUGCCAGAGCUCAAAUCUAGACGAAUUGCUGCUCUAAGCCAAACAGUUUGCAUGGAUGUUCCGGUACCAUUUUGUAUUUCUUUGUUUGAUGUCUAGCACACCUUGGGAAACCUAGUAAAAAAUCAUAAAUUAUUACAAAUAUAAAUGCAAUUUUCUGGAAGCUAGAAAGGUACUUGUAACUAGCAAUGUGUAGUUCAUAAUCUUGGCUAUACUUUUAGUAGUGUAGAGGCUCUGAUGCUGCAAGCAGAUGGUACAUCUGUGCACAUCAGUGCCCUCUCACACACAGGCAAAGGUUCCAUGCUACUUGUCUCUUUGUAGAAUCAAGGCCUUGAAGUGCACUUUCUAUUUAUUCUUUCAUCAGACAUCUGUGCUAACUUAAAUGAAAUUGCAUUUUUGUACUUAUGUCUCACUUAUGUAUUACCAAAUAAAGUGGACCAAAAGCUCUUGGACAUUAUUUUAAAGCAUAAUAACUGACUGAUGUGUAACUAUUCUGAUAUAAUUUAGCAUUUGGAGCAAGGUUAUUAAGCCAUCUUACUUUAUUAGAGCAAUAUAAAUACAAAAAUAAUGAUAAAAGCAAUUUUUACUUUUCCUUUGGUCUUUCCUGCACACAAAAAUAACAAAGAUUAUAGAGAAGGGGUUUACCUAGCACAAGUGUAUUUCUGUUCCUUACAAUACUGACACAUGUGCA
Messenger RNA from Pezoporus occidentalis (night parrot), 3065 nucleotides. RefSeq names its product parathyroid hormone (gene PTH). Bases 414 to 1151 code for a protein of 245 amino acids. Gene Ontology annotation, molecular function: parathyroid hormone receptor binding; hormone activity. The transcript is spliced from 2 exons. NCBI's taxonomy places the organism in Eukaryota, Metazoa, Chordata, Aves, Psittaciformes, Psittacidae. Gene Ontology annotation, cellular component: extracellular region. The record is from RefSeq and is a predicted model, not a curated record. Gene Ontology annotation, biological process: cell-cell signaling; intracellular calcium ion homeostasis.